Truncatella angustata is the source of this 533-nucleotide messenger RNA. RefSeq lists its product as uncharacterized. The transcript has a single exon. The coding region runs from base 115 to 447 and encodes 110 amino acids. Lineage: Eukaryota; Fungi; Ascomycota; Sordariomycetes; Amphisphaeriales; Sporocadaceae. The record is from RefSeq and is a predicted model, not a curated record.
UGCCAGGGCCAUUACCGAAACCUGCUAGCACUAGUGACUGCAUGAAGCCCUGUCCCUGUCCCUGCUCCUCUUCCCUUGCCCUUCCUCUUCCUCUUCCCCUUCCCCUUCCCACUGAUGCGAUGUGAUGCGUUGUUGGGCGCCGCGCAGUGCUGUGCUCGUGCUUGUGCUUUUGCUUGUGCUCUGUGCUGUGCGUUGUGUGCUGCGUGCUGUGCUCUUGCUGCAAGUUACUUUUCACGAGCUUGUCUCAAACCAAACCUGAACCUUUCCGCAGGAACGCCAAACCCAACCUUCUUCCCCCGGAUUUCCAGUCCAGUCCAAGUCUUUUUUGGCGCCCUCUGCCCUGUUGCCCUCUCGCCCAACCCAACCACUACUCCGAGCUUGAACCCCCAGGACAGAACACAUGUGCGAAUACCCUCAAUAUUCACAUGCAUGUGCGCCUGUUCUUGAUCUUGUUCCCAUGAUAUUUCCUCCCCAGAACGUGUUGAGAAAGCCGUCGGCGACGCGCCCCCGAGAUCACCACUCUAGCGUGCAUU